CGACAACGAGGACAGUAGUGUACAUGAGUACGGACGACCGUCAUGGCUGUCUGCAAUCUCGUCUACGCAGCAGCUCUACUGUCGUUGGCCAAGGGAACGGGCGCUAACAAAAACAUGUCCUGCUCCACAUCUGCAAUCUGUGAGAACGGUGGUACCUGCGACAGUCAGCUUGUGUGCCUCUGUAAGGCCGGAUACCGUGGUGACCGUUGCCAAAUAGGCCCAGACUGCGGCGACGGUUGGACUCUGAACGGCUCUCGCUGCUACCGGUACUUUGCCGAGAAAACGUCGUGGAACGAUGCGAAAAGAACGUGCGAAUCGAGCAACAGUCGUCUUGUGUCCGUCGAGAAUCGAACGGACGUCGAGUUUGUGACCGACUUGGUAGCCGCUGCUGCAGCAAAUGCGACUACCGGUCCGAGUGUGUGGAUUAUUGGAUCCAGAUGGUCAUCGUGCCGAAUCAACACGUCGGUGGGUGCAAACACAGAAAACGCGUCGGGGAGCAACGAGACAUUUGCCGGCUCCUGCAAUGACACAACUGAUGGAACGGCCGGUGGUUGCUCUUCUUGCAACCGUUCCAUUUCAACGGCUGCGUGCACGAACGCUACGUCGUCGACAAACGUUUCUAUCGAUUCCUACUGCACUGCUAUGUCUGGAGGAAACUGUCUCGCUGACAGUUGUGAAGCAGUGCGCUCGUUCGUGUGUUCUCGAGGCCUGGGGUGUGAUGCUCUCUCUCCUCCAUUCCAUGGGUCAAUUAGUGGUCGUGGUGUUGGGUAUGGUUCAGUAGUCAUGUUCAGUUGCAACGACUCGGGUGGUUGGACACUGCAGGGAUCGUCGUUUCGUGAGUGCAAGUUCGAUGGAAGCUGGAGUGGAACAGGGACGACGUGUGCAAUAGAGAUGCCUACGAAGGAACCAAACACAGCACCAGAGAAUGCUACACAGAAAUUGUCGUUGACCACUAAAACGACCAUCAGCCUCUCGAUUUCGUUAGCUGGGCAUGUGUUGACCGUUCUGGCCUACCUAAUCUUCACUAACUGGUUGUGGACGAUUCACAGCAAAUCGGUUUUCAUUUCGUCUCUGUUUAUCGGAGCAACACUCGUGCUGUUCAUUGCUAAUGGUUCUAACAGAGGCACCAAUUCACACUGCCUGGCAACAUCGGUUCUUCUUCAUUUCUUCUGGUUGUUUACUUCGGUGUGGACCGUAGUCAAUGCUAUUGCCAUCGUAUUAACAAUGAAAGGCAAAGGCGACAGGGAUGUGCCAAAGUUUGCAUUCAGAGCCUUUCUAGUCGUCUUCUGCGUUUCUGGUUGUAUUGUGUUGCUAACCAUGGGACUUGACGUUACUGACACAUACGACAGAAGCAAACAAGAUGACUUCUGUGGUCCAGCCGGAUUGGGCCUCGAAUAUGGGGUUUUAACUCCAGUUUUGUUUUUCCUGGUGAUCGGCUGUGUCGUAUUCGUUGCUGGAUGUGUGUAUCUCGUCAUGAAAAUGGCCUUGUUGUCUUCCAGUCAAAAACUGUCCUACUGGUUGUAUGUCAUCGGUGGUGCUCUACAGACAGUCCUGCUCCUUAUGAGCUGGGUGUCUAUGGCUGUCUUUGCCAGUGCACGAGAAGACUACGCGUACGAGACAAGAAACUCUGCACAAGAGCUACUGCAAGUAACCGCUCCGCUUCUAGGAAUCCUAACAUUUGUCUUUAAUUGUCUCCUCCACUCUGAAGUAAUCGGAACAUUGAAAAAACGCCUGCGUUUGCAAAAUAACAGAAAGAGUUCCAGCCCAAGACCAGAAGCUGACGAUGGAAAAAAGUCCUUAAUUGCUGUAAACAAGCAUGCAUUAGAAACAGAUAACAAGACGGAGUCAUCAGCAAAGGUUACUUCUCCUCGUGCAACAGUGGCUAGAGGUGACUCAGUACAGAUGAAGGAACUAGUUCAUCCUGUAUAUCUGGUAGCCGAAGUCUAGAUUUGAAAAGAUGUCGAUAUACAAGUAGAUAGCAGAUUUUGAUCGUGUAGAGCCUCUGCAAGCUCCCUUCAUAGUGGAUAGAGUAGUCGAUUAUAUUACAGUACUGCAAUAUUGUAUGACAUGAGCAGAACA
Corticium candelabrum is the source of this 2079-nucleotide messenger RNA. RefSeq lists its product as uncharacterized. Gene Ontology annotation, molecular function: transmembrane signaling receptor activity. Gene Ontology annotation, cellular component: synapse; perineuronal net; membrane. The transcript has 9 exons. Gene Ontology annotation, biological process: positive regulation of neuroblast proliferation; glial cell differentiation; cell surface receptor signaling pathway. Lineage: Eukaryota; Metazoa; Porifera; Homoscleromorpha; Homosclerophorida; Plakinidae. The record is from RefSeq and is a predicted model, not a curated record. Bases 43 to 1947 code for a protein of 634 amino acids.